Molecule: messenger RNA, 1485 nt
Organism: Pichia kudriavzevii
Lineage: Eukaryota; Fungi; Ascomycota; Pichiomycetes; Pichiales; Pichiaceae
Exons: 1
Coding region: 1-1485 (494 amino acids)
Source: RefSeq, a predicted model, not a curated record
AUGAGUAAAAAUAACAAAAGGCAAUUUAAACUACCAGGUUCAGUUUUAGCCAAAAUACGAGCGCCAGAUAGUGAGCAAGAUACAUCUAAAGAGCCGUUAACAGCUGUAGAUUUUAAUGAACAGGGAAUGGUUUUCGAAGAAUCAGGAGAUAGAUGGUUCAGUUCAGAUUUAUCGAAGGCAUUGAGGUUUUAUUAUCGUGCUCACGAAAGCUACAAACAAGCGUUAAAAUUGGACCCUCUUUUGAAUGGGGCUUUAUACAACUUACCACGAUUAGAAUUUGAAGUUUACAAUAAAUUUACAAAAGACGAAUCAGUUAUCUCGGAUGACCUCAUCAACUGUGCUGAUGCUUUGAACAGUUGUGGACCAGAAGGCCUUUUCAAGGAUAUCCAAUCUCUAUGCAAAAGUUUUGAAGUAUCGAUAAACAUCUUACACCAGGCUGGUAAGGCAGAAUUCAUCGAGUGGGCUUCCUAUUUUAAUAUGGCGAUGUGCUACUUCGAAUACAUUGAAAACAUGGGAAAUGAUCCGUCUUGCUUACAAAACCUAGGUUUGAAAAAUGAGUUGAUCCUGACAGUACAAAGGUGUAUUUCUCUAUUCGACAAGGUGUUUUGUCAUAUGACCAAUGUCUUGAAUAACAAUGCCAUAGAUGAAACUGUAAAUUUGGAAGCGGCGGCUGUCGUUUGUACUGAAAGUUAUCGUAUGCUGGCUUCCGUAUAUGAAACUUUGUACAAUGCGGACUUGGUCGCUGUGAUGGAUAGUAUUACUAGUGACUUUAUCACAAAGAUUGACUCUUUCGCAUCUACUUUGUCAAUUGAUAUCAUUCCCCCUGACACUUUAACUACUUUGAAAAUAGCAAAAUUGAUGCUUAAUGCUUCGAGACAUCAAGAGUUUGGACAAUUCUUGCAAGUUUGGUCUUCAGAAAAUGAAUUAAAUGACAUUCUAGAAAAACAAUUAUUAGAGGCGUCAUCCAUUCGAUCUUUUCUGGAAAAAUAUGAAACAAAUGAUAUCCAGAUACCCUUGGAAAUAAAAUGGAGUGUUCUAUCUGUAAUGGCCAAUCAAUAUCGAGUCAUCAAUAACAAAUUAAGAGAGGAAAUUACUCUGUUGGAGAACUCGAAGUCUUCUGAAAACGAUGCUUUGAGCAGCAAGAUCUCCUUGCUUUGCUCUGUUUUUAUAGAAAGGGCAGAUAUUGAUCUAGAGAGGUCAUUGAUGGAGACACCUGAUGCAAUGCAACAUAAGAGUAUAUUGUUUAACAACUGUAAGAAUUUCCUCAAAAAUGCACUAAUAUUUUCUAAGAAAUCAGGUGGAUUAAGGGAAUCGAUUAGUGGCAAAAACAUUCGAAAAAAAAAGCAAAGAGAAGCUUUGAUGAGGUUGUGUUUGAUUGAAGGAAAAUCCCAAGACGAAUGGAAUCAAAUUAUCGGAGAGAAGUAUUGGCCCGUUGAAAUUGAAGCUAUUGCAAAUGUGGAUGCUUACAAAAAUUUCUUCAGCUAA